This is a messenger RNA of Rotaria sp. Silwood1, 1040 nucleotides long. The record is from the annotation of a GenBank genome assembly. NCBI's taxonomy places the organism in Eukaryota, Metazoa, Rotifera, Eurotatoria, Philodinida, Philodinidae.
AUGGCAACAGGAAAUAACUCAAAUAGAUGUUCAGUCUGCAAUAAAGCGGCAGGCGUCCGACAACUAGCAAUUAAAUUUGAUGAUGAAGUAGUUAAAUCUCAUGAUGAACUGCUAGAUCAAGUACAAAAGUUAGAAGGAUCAAAUUAUUUGUCAUCGGAUCUUUUCUCUCAAAUUGAGCAAUGGAAAAAAACAGCGAUCGAAAAAAUUGAAAGAGCAGCAGAAAAGGCACAUCAUGAACUUACCAAAUUAAUCGAUAAAAAACGAACAGAAAUAACAAAACAACUUCAAUCAAUUACAAAAGAUAUUCGUUUAGUUCGAGAAGAAGAAAAUUUUCUUGAAAAUGAUAUAGAUCAACUUAAACAAGUAAUCAAUAAAAUAAAACAACAACUUGGAAAACUCAUUCAAAAAGAUAAAACUCAAACCAUCAUUAUUGAAAAUAAUCAAAUCGACUGGAAUCGUCUUAUCUAUAUUCGUGAAAUCGAAGAUGAAUGGAGUAUUGAAGAACAACGAAUAAUUCGAGAAAAACAAAGCAAGUGUGAGUGUUUUCAAACUAAAUUCUAAAAGGAAAGAAAACUUGAGACGAUCUAUUUAUAGCCAUCCACAUGGACUCAAACUCACUAUCUAGUCUAAUUUCGAAAUUUCGCUGUUUUUUUUCAAUAUCUAUUACUAAAUGCAGUCCUGGAUAGAAAGAAUGUUGAAGCAUUUAUUAGCUACGAUGAUUCUAAAUCUUUGUUCCACACUCUGAUUGUUUUUACCAACAUGCAAUUCGAAUAUUCGUGAUUAUUGUUAUUACAUCUACUUCCGUUAAUUAUACUCUUUCUUAGAAGUUACAUAUGAAUGUUGUGAGAUGAUUUGUCAUUGCCUUUGACAAUUAUUAAUUCAUAGUUCCGUCUGUAUGUGUUGAUGUGUCUGUACACUCUAAAAAAAAAAAGUACUCUCGGAAACCUAUAGAGGGUUUCCGGGUUUGUUCCUAUAUGAAACCCUUUAUAGGUUUCCGAGAAAGGGUUUCCGAGCUCUCGAAAACGUUCCAAAGCAAUCAA